Puccinia triticina is the source of this 2172-nucleotide messenger RNA. RefSeq lists its product as uncharacterized. The record is from RefSeq and is a predicted model, not a curated record. The coding region runs from base 1 to 2172 and encodes 723 amino acids. Gene Ontology annotation, biological process: coenzyme A catabolic process. Gene Ontology annotation, molecular function: acetyl-CoA hydrolase activity; coenzyme A diphosphatase activity. Lineage: Eukaryota; Fungi; Basidiomycota; Pucciniomycetes; Pucciniales; Pucciniaceae. The transcript is spliced from 12 exons.
AUGCUGAGCGCUCACAGCCACCUUUGCUUCUCGUCCGCCUUCUUGCGGGUGGUCAACCCCAGAGAUAUGUGUCUUGAUCUCGAUCUCCGCUCAAACCAGCUCACCGAACUGGCGUCCAAGAUUGGCAAUCUGCGGAGCUUGAGGGUCCUCAAGCUGGCGUACAACCGGCUCGAGUUCCUGCCCGCCUCGAUCCUCCAACUCGUCAAUUGCAAGCUGUUCCUGAACGGAAAUCCCUGGCUCAAGCCCCCCUCUCGUCGCCACCUCUUUUGUCCCGAACAUGAUGAUGAUGGCGGACGACCGCCUGUUCCGACUUUCCCCAAAAAACGCCAAGCGGCGGUGAUGGUCGGAUUGUUCGCCAGUCGCCAAGGCCAUCUCAAUGUCUUGCUAACUCGGAGGAGCAAAACUAUGCGGACAUACGCUGGCGAAACAGCCCUACCAGGAGGAAAGAUGGAACCACAAGACUUGUCACUCGAAGAUACCGCUCGCCGCGAAGCACACGAAGAAUGUGGGAUCACCCUCAACCGGCAUAAAGUCCGAAAAUUGGCCACCUUAUCGCCCUUUCCAACUCGCGUAAACCUCAUUGUCACCCCCAACGUAUUUUUCAUUGCCGAUCAAACUUUAAUGCCUCGACUCAAUGCCGAGGAAGUGGAUGUAUUGGACGUUCUGAUUGAAGUGGCAGUUCUAGGAUACGGACGUGAGCCGGAAUUUGAAAGGAAAGCAGCCGGUCAAUUGUCUAUGUCAGAAAUCAUCACGAUCGCUCUGAGAGAAGCGCCCAAAUUCCAAUCAGAUGAACAAGCUCACCACGUCGCUAAACACGAUAUCUUGGAAGACGGUCCAAGAAGCCCUUUGGCUCGACUCCGGGGCAAAACUGUAGCUUUUGCUCCUACGGCUGUUGCCAUUGAAUUUGUUGGCUUGUACUUUUUUUCCUCAGAACUGAUUUCCCCUAAUGUCUACUGUUUAUUCAUCAUGUUCCAAGUUAUCAACCUUAAUAUUCGUUGUUUUGUCAGGCCACAAGAACAAUUCGCGCAGUCUCCCGUUGGAUUUGGUUUUCAAUCUCCGCUACUGAGCGCCGUUGGCUCCCAGGCUGGCUCGGUGUACGAGUCCUAUAAUAUCGACCAUCUAUCCGAGCUGACGGCCGCACUCCAGCAGCAAAGUUUCUGUCCUCCCAUCUUCUCACACCAGUCACAGAUUUCUUCUGAGGCCAUGAACUUACAGGGAUCUUCCAACAAUCUAUACGACCCCAUUAAUGUCCCCUAUCUCUUCAGCUCUCAACCUGAGCAGACUUUUCAAUCCACAUCAGCCAUCACCCACUUCGGCUCUUUCAAUAACCCAGAUCCCAGUUUGGAGGAUGAUCAGUCUCCCUCCAACUCAACUGCACAAGCUCAUGGGGAUAACUUCAGCAAAUCCCGCAUGAGCUCCGUAGGGCCACCUACCUCGCUGGAAUUCAAUACCUACGACCUCAUGUCCUCCUAUAACCCCGCCGACUCGGUCCAGGAUGAGACCUUUGCGCAAAUCCAGCCGCAGGAGGGUGGUCGCCGCUCUUUCCAAGACAAGAAUCACAAACAUCUAUCUCUCCAAUCACUCGAGGGCUCCCAGAACAUUCAGGACACCUUCCGGAACAGCGGCGCUGGGACAUACUCCGGCCCUUCGACGGCUGGAUCCAUCAAUUAUUACUUCGCCCCGCCCGCCAGGACGCUUGUCCCAGUCGACAAUAAGUUGCCGUCACCGCUGCCCAGCUUGCUCGAAACCUGUAUCCGGAAGAUGCCGUCUUCGCCCACUCAUGACUCCCACACCCCUCGCCAUCAGGCUCCGGAUCCGGCAGCGCUCCUGCCCGUCCAGCUCCAGAAGAUCCUCGCAGACCCGGGCGCAUACUCCUAUCGCUGCGACUUGUGCAUCUCCAGACUGGCCUUGAAGCCCGGCGCGCUUCCCCAGACCCGGUCCCAUCCAAGACACGCUUUCCAGUUCAGAGCCAUCAACCAACACGCCGGCCUCCCAUCAAACCGCUUGCUUUAUCUCCGCACCAGCCAAUCUCAGCAUGGUGAUUACGGCGCCUUCGGCAUUGCUCUCAAUGCUCUCAUGAGCGGAAGACCCGCAGAUCGGGCCAAUGCUUACUCAAAACCCUCACGACACUCGUGUGUCCAGAGCUUGCAAUUGAAAGGCCGGGCCAAUUGA